Symbiodinium sp. CCMP2456 is the source of this 872-nucleotide messenger RNA. Lineage: Eukaryota; Dinophyceae; Suessiales; Symbiodiniaceae. The record is from the annotation of a GenBank genome assembly.
AUGCACUUUUGGCCGGUCCAAGACAACUUGGAGGUGUCCGUAGCCGUCCAAGACUCCAAGAUGUGCAGCAGCCUUCGGAACUGGAAGGACGAUGACAUCCGCCUCUAUGCCUGGACCAUCAUCAGCACCACUACAUGCCUCUUCACGGCCAUUCUCUCCUUCUCCGGGAUCAAGGUUCUCAGCGACUUGCUCAUCCAUAUCCCGGAAGAGAUGAACGGUGUGGAGUGUGUCCGGGCCUACUUGCUCUUCAUCCUCGCUUUCUCGACCCUGCAGCUGGCCGCGAAGUUGAUCUCGGGAGCCUAUUGCGAUUGCUGCUGCCCUGUGGACAUGAGUGAGGAGGUGUGGGUCGUGGCCGAUAGCUUGCGGGCUGACCAUGGGGAUGAGGUGGAAGAGAAGCAGGUGCGUACGAAGACAGGGCUGAGGAGUGUUGCCUGGAUUGAGGGCGUCGAAGUCUUCGUGGAGAAGAGGAAGCUCAACUUGGAGCGCAGCACGAUGAAUGUCCGAGCAUGGGCACAGCUCCUGGCUCAUCUGAGUGGCUUUGCCGCGCUGGAAGCCGGCGGAGCGCUACAACACAUGGAGUGGUUCCGGGAGACGCCGUUGCGAGCCUUUGUGGCUGUAAUCAUCAACCAGGUGAGCAUCGGAAUACUAUUCCGCGGUAUGGAUUUGUUCAGGCUCUACACGAUCUACGAUAAGGAGGACGAAAGAGUCGUCAUGCUCGAUGAGGCCAUCGAGGAGGCUGAGAACGACAUCGUCAGCCUCGCCAGUUCUUUCCUGACGGUGCAAGUCCUGCGAUUCUCACUGUCAGGCAAGCUCCCGGAUAUGGCCGGGAGGAUCAGCCCAUACCACCCCUCCGGCAUGUUUACGAUCGGAAU